UAAAGAUGGCUGCGCCUAGUGAGCCUGCUGCUAGCGAAAAUCCAGACGAAAAUAUCUUGUAUGAUCUCCUUAUAAACAUUGAGUGGCCUCCCGAGCCCGAUAUCCAGCUUCGAGGCAACCGUGACCAACAUGGAGCAUCAUUUGUACUCACUAAAGCCAUCACAGGUCCUGCGUUGUAUAUGCUGCGUUCCUUCUGGUACAGCCCUGCCAAGUUUUCUCUACCUCCUGGGCUUGUCCAGCUGAUGAGCAAGCAGAUUAGCUGGCAUCUAGUGCUAACAAGUAAUGGCAAGCUGUUAACAGUGGUUCAGGAUCAGUGCGUGGAAAUUCGGUCUGCAAAAGAUGACUUUGGUUCUGUGAUAGGAAAAUGUCAAGUUCCCAAAGACCCCAAUCCCCAGUGGCGGCGUGUGGCAUGGAGCCAUGACUGCACAUUGGUGGCUUAUGCAGAAAGUACUGGGACUGUCAGACUGUUUGAUCUCAUGGGGAGUGAACUUUUUGUCAUUCCUCCGCAAACAAGCUUCCACGGAGACCUGAGUUCUGCUGUCGCUGGACUGAUCUUUUUAGAGUACAAAGCAAGCACUCAGUGGUCAGCAGAACUUUUGGUAAUCAAUUAUCGAGGACAGCUAAAAAGUUACCUAGUGAGUAGUGUUGGAUCCAACCAAAGUUAUCAAGAGAAUCACAGUUUUAACUUUGGAAACCAUUAUUCUCAUGGCAUUUCGUCUGUGGUUUACCAUGCUGGACACAGGCUUCUCCUAAUUGGAGGCAAUGAGACAAAUGAGGACGGAGUGUCCAAAGCUACGGCUUGCGGAAUAUCGGCCUGGAGGGUCAUGUCUGGCUCCAUGCAUUACAAGCUGGUCACUAGUUAUGAGGAUGACGUUGGCACUGCGCUGAAGAGAAAAGGAUUGUGGAGGAUUAUUAAGUUUCGAUUAUCUAGCAGACACGGAACAGAACAGGAUGGCAUUUUUAAGCUGAGCCUUUCUCCUGACGGAACACUUCUGGCUGCAAUUCACUUCUCAGGCAAACUAACCAUCUGGGAAGUCCCAUCUCUUAAACUGCAAGGGUACUGGUCUCUGUGUGAGCAGCCUGGGUUUGAUGAGAUCAACCCUGAUUGGAGUAACUCCGUGGAAAAAAGAAAAAAGAUGAAAGAUAAGGAAUCCUUUUAUCCUCUGAUGGAUAUAAAUUGGUGGGCGGAUAAUGCUGUGAUUUUGGCUCGUUGUUCGGGCUCUUUGACGGUAUCCUCUGUGAGAACAUUAAAGAACUUGCUGGGGAAAUCCUGUGAAUGGUUUGAACCCUCUCUGCAGGUUACUGCAGCUCAUGACGGAGGAUUCCUCAGCUUGGAGUGUGAGGUGAAGCUUGCUCCAAAACGUUCUCGACUGGAAAGCAGGACUGAGGAAGAUGGAGAAGAUGACUCAGACUGUGAUGAUGAGAUGUCAGCCAAAGCCCGAUACUUUGCAUACGUAAAACAAGCCCUUUAUUUUGUGACCGAAAUGGAACGUUUUGCUCCUCCACGCAAACGCCCUCGUACUAUUACCAAGAACUAUCGGCUUGUGAGCUUGCGCUCUACAACCCCUGAGGAACUCUACCAGAGAAAGAUUGACAAUGAAGAGUACGGAGAGGCAUUGUCUUUGGCCCACGCGUAUGGGCUCGACACAGACCUAGUGUAUCAAAGACAGUGGAGGAAGUCUGCAGUCAAUGUAGCGACCAUACAAGACUAUCUGAGCAAGAUUAAAAAGCGAUCCUGGGUCCUACAUGAGUGUUUAGAACGAGUUCCAGAGAAUGUUGAUGCUGCUAAAGAGCUGCUAAUGUUCGGAUUGAAAGGCACAGACCUCGAGGCUCUCGUGGCCAUUGGGAACGGUGAAGAUGGUGGAAGAUUCAUUUUACCUGGAGAUGUGGAUAUUGAUGAAAUUCCAUAUGAGGAGUUUUUGACACCAGAGGAAGAAGCAGAAACGAGACAAGAGAGAGAGGCCCAAAAACGCAGAGAUCUUCUGAAGUUGGUCGCUUUUCAGAACUUAACACUAGAACAAAAGGAGUUAUGCAGAUGCAGACUUAAGCUAUUAACAUAUCUUGAUCGAUUGUCAACGUAUGAGGAAAUCCUUGGGGGACCUCACGCCGCCGAAGAGAGAUAUGAUGCCGAAUUCUUCAAGAAGUUUAGAAACCAAAAUAUUGUGCUGUCAGCGAGAACAUAUGCUCGGGAAAGUAAUGUACAAGCCCUGGAAAUACUGUUUACGUACCAUGGAUCGGAGCUGCUCCCUCAUAUGCUAGCUAUUCUGUCCAAUUUUCCCGAGACUACAAGCCCACAUGAAUACGCUGUACUCCUUCCAGAGGCUUGCUCUGCUGGAGAAGAACUAAAGAUUGUCCCUUGGAUUGAGCAGGAACAUCGACACAAAGAUUGGUGUGAAGAACCCGAGUGGAAGUCAAUAGUGGAGCCAAGUUCUGUUGACUUGGCUGAAUUUUUAUAUGAAGGACAGCCUGAAUUAUUUGUCUACAGAAGUGAUAAUCUCUCCAUUGAUUUAUUGAAAAGUUGGUACUGGAAAAGAGCUGAAGAAAUUGAGAGCUAUGCUCGGCAGGUGGAUGGCGCUCUCUCCCUUGUGCGUCUUGGAAAAGAACGAAAUAUCCCUGGCCUGCAGCUUCUCUCUGAUGACCUUGUGACGCUGGAGACUAUUGUUUACGAGGCAGGCUGUGAAGCAUUUCUGACUCUGAAAGACCUGCAGCAGAUCAAAGACAUUGAAAAAUUGAGGUUGCUAAUGGCAAAUUCUUCUGAAGAACAGUAUGUGAAAAACGCCUAUCAGUGGAUGGUCCCCUUCCUUCACCGAUGUGAAGUGCAAACGUCCGGCUCCGCCAAUGUACUGCUGAAGGAAUUCUUAGUGACGCUGGCAAAAGAUGACCUUAAAUACCCUUUAAAGAUUUUUCAGAAUUCCAAACCAGAUUGUCAACCAAAACUUAUUCGAAAUCAAGACCAGCUGAUGAUUAUCGCAUUGGAAUGUAUUUACACCUGUGAGCGUGACGAUCAGCUCUCCUUAUGUUAUGACAUUCUUGAGUGUCUGCCACAGAGAGGUUAUGGCUCCGAAACGGACAUAAGUAAAUCUUUGCAUGACAAGGUAGAUCAGCUGGAACAAAUCCUCAGUGUGUCUGAGAUCCUGGAGAAGCAUGGACUUCAGAAACCGAUAUCCUUUGUGAAGGACACGCAGUCCAGUCCUGAAGAGGCAAGGAAGCUAAUUGUCCGGCUUACGAGGCAUACUGGCAGAAAACAACCCCCAGUCAGCGAGAGCCACUGGAAGGGACUGCUCAAUGACAUCUUGGAUAUGCAGCAAAAUGUCUAUAAGUGCCUGACCGCGGACACUUGCUAUGAGAUAUUUGCAGAAAGUUUAUUAUGCUCAAGCCGCUUGGAGAAUAUCCGCCUGGCUGGUCACAUGAUGCAUUGCAGUGCUGACUCUAUCGAUCUUCCUGUGAGCGUUUCGUCGAAAGGGAAAGCCCAAUACCGAGUCAGCUAUGAGAAAAGUGUGGAACUGGUACUGGCGGCAAGCAGAGAGUACUUCAAUUCAUCGGCUACUCUGACUGACAACUGUAUGGAUUUGGCAAGAUGCUGCUUACUAUUAAUCACCGACUGCCCGAGCACCAUUCAGGAGGAGCUUGACUUAAUCCGUUCACUUGGUUACCUUGAAGAAUUUGGAGUGAAGAUUUUACCGUUACAAGUGCGUUUGUGUUCGAAUCGCCUGAGUCUCAUCAAGAAGUGCAUCUCUCAGUGCUCUACUAGCUACAAGCAGCCAGCAAAACUCCUGACACUGGCACAUCUGCUGAAAGUAACCGCGAGUGAAGAGACUGAAAGGAAGGGCCAAGUCUUAACUCUUCUAGCUGAACAAGCGCUAAACUGCCAGGACUACAACGCUGCCAAUGGGCACUGCCAGGAACUGAUGACUACAGGCUAUAGUAACAGUUGGGACAUAUGCAGUCAGCUGGGACAGUGUGAGAAUUAUGACCAUCUUAACACACGAAAGGAGCUCAUGGCCUUCGCUCUAACCCACUGUCCUCCAUGUGCUAUACAGAAUCUGUUAGCGGCCAGUAGCUCUUUGCAAACACAGAUUCUCUAUCAAGCCGUAAAUUACAAUUUACAGCCGGGUGAGGAAGAGGACCAGGGGAAUUCACAUCAUUCUGGACCACCUGGGUUGGUCAGCAGUAAAGACAUUGGCCAGGCUUCAUCUGUCCAGUCUCCGGAUUUAUUGCAUCGAACAACAGCUACGACCAUGAAAGUCCUCACUAACACAACCAUGACUACUAAAGCUGUGUUGCAUGCAGUCAGUGAUGGACAGUGGUGGAAAAGGUCACUAACUUAUCUUCGUCCUCUAAAUGCUCAGGAAACCAGCAGCACCGCAAAGAGCACAGCGGGAAAUAAUUCUGUAAUGGAUAAGCAGGGCUGCCAUCCUUUUUAUGAAUCUUUAAUUGUCAAUCCAUUUAUUGCUAAAAGUGAAGCCAUGUACGAUAAAUACCAACACCAACCACUGGAGAGCUUUGCCGAGGUUCUUUUGAGGACAGGAAAGCUAGCAGAGACAAAAAGCGAGGGGGAGAGCUUGUUUCCAGCCACAGAAGUUCUGUUGCAGCUGGCAAGUGAAACGCUACCAAAUGAUAUCACCUUGUCCGUCGCCUAUUUGCUUGCAUUACCGCAGGUGGUGGAUGCCAACAAGUGCUUUGAAAAGCAAUCACAUUCAGCUUUAUCUCUCCAGCUGGCUGCGUAUUACUAUAGCCUGCAGAUCUAUGCUCAUUUGGCACCAUGCUUCAAGGACAAGUGCCAUCCUCUCUACAGGGCGGAUCCUAAAGAGCUGAUCAAAAUGGUCACUAAGUACGUCUCAGAUUACGCCAACACAAACUGGCCUAUGGAACUGGUUACCUUAAUAGAGCAAUUGCAUUAUUAUAAUGAGCGACUUAUGGAUUUUACACAAGCCCAGGUCCUUCAAAACCUUGGCAAAGGAGUGGAUGUUCAGAGGUUUGCAUCCGACAGCCAAUAUAAGAGAGAAACAAUCCUUGGGCUGGCAGAAACUCUGGAAGAAAACGUGUACAAGAUCUCCCUUUCUUUGGCUCAGAGAUACCAAGUUCCACUUUGGGAGGUUUACAUGACGCACUUGGAGUAUUUAUUUUCUGACAGUGGGUUAUCCACAUCAGAAAUUGAGAAGAGGGUGCAGUUUCUUGGCAUCUUUAACACGCUAAAAACAAUCCCAGAAUCCUUUUACGAACACAUGGCAAAAUAUGUGUAUCCCACCAUUGAAGGCACGGAUCUUCAAAGAUUGCUGUAUUAUUUUACCCUUCUAGAGAGCUGUGGCUGCUCCCAGUUUGUAAAGCAUACCAUCAAGCCAGAUUCACACAUAAAGCUUUUGAAGAAACUAAAGGCGGUUGCACCAGGACUUAAUUACAAGAAGCUGACGGAGUCCACUGUUAGUCCCCUACAAUCACUGGAACCAGUUCUCACCAGCCAGAAUGUUCUUGCAAUAUCCAAGCUGGCCCAAAGAAUCCCAGAGAUAGAUGGUUCAUUGCUUUCCUCUAGUUCCAUUCAUGCCACCUGGCUGAAGAAACUCUUUUGGAAUGGCGAUCCUCAGCUGCUUAAAAAGGUUCCUCAGUCUGCAGAUUGGUCCCAUGCAUAUGAUACCUGCAGGAAGUACUUCGAAAGACUCAGCCCUGACGAUUUAAUCACAUUUGCUGAUGAAAUUACCUUCUCAUCACAAGCAGUUAAUAAGCUGACAGUGGAAGCCAGGAUAGAUAUGACGAAGAAAAUGAUGACAGCAGUCAAGCAGUUUAUUGAAAAGCACAGAAAAAAAGGCUCUGGGGAAGGUGCAGAGACGGCAAACACCAACGUCACUUACGUAAUGGCCUUCAAUCAUCUUCAGCAAUCUCUUGCUCAUCUAGAAACAUUCAGUCAUGCUUUCAUCGACCACUUGAGGUCUUUAGACCAGAAAUACUCCUAUUUAUAUGAUAUUUCAAGGUCGGAUGAAGAAAAGAUAAAGGAGUUGGCAGUAACCAUGUGUCUAGAAGGGCAAUCACUUAACACCAUCCAGAAACUGUUGGAUGUAGCCGUGGGACCUUUUGAAAUCAGCCCCAAAGAUAUUGUGUGUUAUUCCACGGAAAAAGUUAUUGCAUCAUUAAGAGAGAAUAAAAUGGAUUACUGCACAGUUGGAGACCCUUUACAAGUCCUGGAGAACAUUGUCAGGGAAGUUCACCUAAAUGCUGAACGAGGUGAGAAACUUGUCUCUUCUGAUGACCUUUUGGAAUGGCUGAGACCAUUCUGUGGAGACGACUCUUUGCCAGUGAAACCUAGAAUUGAUGUGUUGCAAAUUAUGGAACAAGCAUUUAAUCUCAAUGAUGAAGACAGCAAGUUGCUUGUAUUUUUCCGAACUCAGGCUGUUCUUAAAGCCUCUUGGCCAGAACAAAAGGUGGAAGUGGCUGACAUUGAAAAUGAAGAGAAAAGAUAUAAUCUCUUUCUAGAACUGCUGGACAUUAGUCACAGUCAACAAGAAUUCCAGCACUUAGUUUUACUUUUACAAGCCUGGCCUCCCAUGAAAGGUGCAAAAAUUGCGUGUUCAGAAGACAAUCCAUGGGUAAAACUGGUGAAGUCCAUGCUCUCUGGCUCCACUGAGGAACAGAAGGGGGAGAGGUCAGCUGAAAUCCUGAAAAUAUGUCGCACUUUGUAUAACUCCAAACACGCACCCUCAGUAGAGUGUAUAAAGGAGAUAUGUACAGUGCUGCUGGACCACUCAAUGUUGCUGACAUCACUAAAGCUGCUCUUUGAAAGCCACAAUCAAGAUCUUCAUUCAAAGGCACUGGAGCUUUUAACUGCAGUUACCCAGAUCACCGAUUUGAACUGUGACUCAGAAGUCCUGUCCCUCGUGUUGGAUGCCAAGCUAGUGGUAAAAUGCAUCCCCACGGCUUACUACCCUCAUGUAAUAAACCAUCUAUUGUCCAACCACGAAGAUGGCCGGUGGGAUGUGGAAGAGAUAGCAAAGCAACUUCAUAACUGUGGAUUUGAAGCAGAGGCCGGAUCCCUGCUGAUGUCUUACAGGGGAACCCAUGCCGCCCUUAGAACCUUCAGUGCUGCUCUCAGUAGUCUUAAACGUUGGUUGUGAGGAGAGAUUUUUAUUUCGGCAUUGUUUGCUCAAAUAGGUGCCUCAUGUUGUUAUAAAUGCACAAAGGAUGUCAGUAAUGCAUUUUAUGUAAUCUUUAGGGCUGUAAACUCCUAAAACAUUUGUAUUAUUGGUUUAAAAUAUUAGCACAGGUUUGACAAUGUUCGUCAAGUUCACUGAAUCAGGAAUAGUGGAAAAUCCUCAAGGGAAUUGCACGGUUUAGGUAGAAAACUGUGAAGAUGGUCUUCAUCUUGUCUAUAAUCCUUCUUGGCUUGAUAUUUGCAACUCCCUUGAUUAUUCACCACAGUGGCCUGUUUAGAGAGUAAGCAUCGGAAAUGUUAUUGGUUAUUCAAAAUCGCAUGAAAACCAAAGUAUAUUAAACAUUACAGAAUUAAAAUGUACAUGGCUGGACACUUCCAUAGUUAACGUCCCUGCUCAUAAAACUUUUCUGUUUAAGCAUACAGUUCAAUAAUAUGUUAGGACAUCCGAUUCAAACAUUUACAUCCUGAUAACUUGAAGAGGCUCUCUCAACGUCUGGUUUGAGAAUGACACUACUAGACCGCGGUAGCUCCACCCAGUGUCUACAAGUGUCAGGCAUAGGAAGUAUACUGAGACAAAGUGGUCCCUUUUUGGUCUCAAUAUAUCUUUUUACAGUGUUGUAAUUUCACUGAACUGAAAAAGAUUUUAUCUUUAUGAAAUAUUAAUUUUGCAGGGAGUAACAGUGUCGCUUUAACAUGUAUUAUUUGUCAUUUUUUGUUAAGUAUUCAAGGCAGUAGUAAACGUCUUGUUAACUUUAACCUCUAUAUGUCAAACUGAAAAAGCCAUAUUAAUAUCUUUGUGUUGUAACAAUAAAUGGUAACAGCUUGAAAAGGA
Molecule: messenger RNA, 7973 nt
Organism: Pelobates fuscus (common spadefoot toad)
Lineage: Eukaryota; Metazoa; Chordata; Amphibia; Anura; Pelobatidae
Gene: NBAS
Product: NBAS subunit of NRZ tethering complex
Exons: 52
Coding region: 6-7103 (2365 amino acids)
Biological process (GO): retrograde vesicle-mediated transport, Golgi to endoplasmic reticulum
Cellular component (GO): Dsl1/NZR complex
Molecular function (GO): SNARE binding
Source: RefSeq, a predicted model, not a curated record